AUGAUAUCCCAUGAGUAUUGGGCGGCCUACCAUGAGAAACUGGCUGCCCUUGAUCUCGACACUCACCCAACAUCAUUCAUUCCGCAGGAUUGGGCUCUCAAUGCUGUCGACAUAGCUAGCGAAUGGGUUGAGCAACAGUUCGCGGCUCAUGUUGCUGGCAGACCCCUUGUUCCUGCUCCUCCGGAACUUGAUCCGGAAACAAUGCUGGCAUGCGGACAACUUGCGUUUGUGCUUGCAGAGGCGUAUCAGCAUCCCAUCAAACUGGAUAUCGAUAUCAUCCGGUACAAUGAGGCAUUGACCAAACGAGAGUCGGGACUGAAUGAUGCUCGUGAAGAAGCUUUGUUGGCAAAGUUCCCUCCCGCCGAGCGCAUUCUGUUGGAUCGCCCAUCGGUUGUAAUCGACGCUGGUUGCAGAAUUAUACUUUGGUAUCUGCCGGGUGCACUGAACUGGUCCCUGCAGCGUGAUAUGUUUACUGCCACAGUCGGUAUGGGCAAGCUGUUACAACAAAGCAUGACCACCAGCAAGACAUCGACCGGAAAGACGACGAAAUGGAGGACAAACACUUCGUACUUUCACCCAUCAAAAGAACCCGGUCUGAUACCCGGGUGUAUCAAUCUUUCGCCUUGCUGGUUUCAACAGGGGCACGAGUGUCAAGGCCGGCCGCCGCAGAAUCCGUUGGAUGGGUUUAUUCCGGAAGUCUCUGCCGCCUUGAAGGGCGAUAGCGGCCUGUCAUCGAUUAUAGAUAUGCAGCGUCCGGCUCUCUUGUCAUCGGCUGCCCUUCGGGUCAUGCACCCACAACUUUACCUGGGCAUCAAUGUCCACUCACGUAGCGCUCGGGCAUUGGGCCGCAGCGCAUGGUGA
Molecule: messenger RNA, 861 nt
Organism: Suillus fuscotomentosus
Lineage: Eukaryota; Fungi; Basidiomycota; Agaricomycetes; Boletales; Suillaceae
Exons: 4
Coding region: 1-861 (286 amino acids)
Source: RefSeq, a predicted model, not a curated record